GAGAUCUCUGCUUAGCUGAAAUUGGUUGCUAUUGAUUGGCUUUACAAAAAAUGUUGAUGUUGCAUUAGGUGGAGCUGAAAUUAUGCUAGCAAGACUAGUAGUCAAAGUGUGAUCAUGACUGGUCUAGUCAUGAUUAAGUUUAACUUAAUUCUAACACCACGAGAUAGUGCAUGCAACAUCAAUAUGUAGGGAACUCAGUUGAGCGUCUAUGCCUCAUUGAACACAUCAAGUAGUAUUGUGGGCUUUGCUAUUUAGUUGCUCGUUAAAUCUACCAAAUAAACGUAUCAAAAUAAGUUAAAUAAUUAUUAUGAGAAAGUUCAGAUAUCAUGUUACUUCGCUUUUUAUUUAUUUUUUUAAUUAUUUUCUAUGCAUUGUCAAAGCAUAUGAAGUGCCACUGCUUAUUUGAUGAUCCAUGAUGGUCAAAAUCUAGUCAUCGGAACAAAAAUUUGCUCCUAGUUGGUCUUGCAACUUGCAUGAGACACCUCUUGUAUUACUAGGAUGCCUCUCAACAAUGGCAACCCAGUGCACAAGAUUUCCACUAGUAGAGGGUCUUGGGAGGGUCAAUAUAUGUAAUCAUAUCCAUACAAAACACAAAUAGAGAGGCUGCUUCCACAACUUAAAUUUUGGUCACUAGAUGCAAAUGAGCAUCUUUACCAUGAGACUAAGGCCCACUCUUUGGCAUGCCUUUCAUACGAUAGCGGGCAGUCGUAGUGCCAAUUUGCUUCCUAUGAAUGUUGCCAUGUAAAAGAAUUUCUCAACUUUGAUAAGCCAGCUUGGGUUUUGCUAAACAUGGGACAUUAUUCUUUGCCUCUUAGCAAAAAAUGUUGAUGUACAGUUGCAAUGUCUAUUGUGGCUUAGGCUAAAAGUUGGAAACAAUAUUAUGUUGCUCCCAUUGGUAAUCACAUGAUGAAAUGACAAGAAUUUUGACUGACAGUGACAUUACCAAAUAUCGCUGGCUCUGUCGUGGUUGUAUAGUAGAUGGUCAUGCCUCUUAAGCGGAUCUGGUAAUGCUUGAGAUGGUUGAUAACCAUAGAUUUCUAUUGUAAGCAAAGCCAAUAUAGCAGAGUUGGUUUAGCCAUCAUGUAAAGGCGACAAGUUUUGAUGGCAACUCCCAAUAUUGGCUUAAUUUGCUAUGGAAGCAGUGGUGCUGGCAAUUGUUCUACUUCAUACUGCAGCAAUCAGGUCAAUUUAAUAGGCGAUUUUCCUUAUGCAACUCCAAGCCUGCCAUCUAGAACUUCUUGCUUAAGUGAGGUGGUAAUCAUUUCCUGUGUUGUGCUGGUUGGACUCUUUGCCUUGCAGCACAAGGGAACUCAGAGGGUGGCCUUCAUGUUUGCUCCUGUUGUUAUUAUUUGGCUCUUGUUCAUUGCUGCAAUUGGCUUGUACAAUACAAUUUAUUGGAACCCCAGAAUAAUCCAUGCUCUUUCUCCACAUUACAUUGUCAAGUUUUUUGAGCACACAGGAAAAGAUGGUUGGAUUUCCCUUGGGGGAAUACUUCUUUCAGUUACAGGUACUGAAGCUAUGUUUGCAGAUCUUGGACACUUCAAUGAGACAUCCAUCAGGAUAGCAUUUGUUGGUCUGAUUUAUCCAUGUUUAGUACUGCAAUACAUGGGGCAAGCAGCAUUUCUUUCUAAAAAUAUACACGAUGUAUCUAGCAGCUUUUUCGAAUCUAUACCACAAUCAGUUUUUUGGCCUGUUUUUGUGAUCUCGUCUCUUGCUGCUAUAGUCGCUAGUCAAUCUGUCAUCUCUGCUACUUUCUCCAUUGUGAAGCAAUGUCAUUCGUUGGGAUGCUUUCCACGUGUCAAAAUUGUCCAUACAUCAAGAUGGAUCCACGGCCGGAUAUAUAUACCUGAAAUAAACUGGAUCCUUAUGGUUCUUUGUCUUUCUGUCACACUUGGUUUUCGUGACACAACCAUAAUUGGAAAUGCUUACGGUAUAGCAAGCAUGACUGUGAUGUUUAUUACCACAUGGCUGAUGGCAUUAGUUAUUAUCUUUGUGUGGCAAAAUAGUGUCAUAUUUGCCCUUCUAUUUCUCAUUUUCUUUGGGUCUAUCGAGGGUGCCUAUCUUUCCUCUUCUCUCAUUAAGUUUACUCAGGGAGGAUGGGUGCCUUUUGUGCUCUCCUUUAUCUUCAUGGUCAUCAUGUAUGUCUGGCACUAUGGCACUCACGAAAAGUACCUUUUUAACCUACAAAACAAGGUCUCAAUGAAAUGGAUUCUCACUCUUGGCCCCAGCCUUGGGAUUGUUCGUGUCCCAGGAAUGGGAUUUAUUUACACAGAGCUAGCUACUGGUGUGCCAUCUAUCUUCUCCCAUUUUGUGACCAACCUUCCUGCUUUCCAUCAAGUUCUUGUCUUUGUCUGCAUGAAAUCAGUACCGGUCCCAUAUAUUCCACCAGAUGAACAAUACCUCAUAGGACGGAUUGGCCCCAGAACCUACAGAAUGUAUAGGUGCAUCAUAAGAUAUGGCUACAAAGAUGUGCAGAAAGUUGAAGACAACUUUGAGAAUCAAUUGAUAUUGAGCAUUGCCAAGUUCAUUCAGAUGGAAGGUGAGGGGUCAUCCACUGGAAGUUAUGAUUCAUCUCCAGAAGGAAGAAUGGUCGUCAUACGAACUACUGACACAUCUGGUACUAGGUUGGUGACAAGGGAUGCUGAUGAGAGUGAAUGUAAUUCUACCCCUAUCAGGAGCAGCAAAUCCGUAACGCUGCAAAGUUUGCAGUCCCUAUAUGAGGAAGAAUCACCUCAUGUUAGUCAUCGUCAUCGGGUGCAAAUCGAGUUGUCUGAAACAGAAGAUAUUAACUGUGAGGUUAAAGAAGAAUUAAUGGCACUGUUGGAAGCUAAGCAAGCAGGAGUUGCCUAUAUAAUGGGUCAUUCUUAUGUAAAGGCCAGGAAGACAUCAUCUUUCAUGAAAAAAAUUGCCAUUGAUGUUGCCUACUCUUUCCUCCGUAAGAAUUGCAGGGGUCCUGCAGUGGCUUUGAAUAUUCCUCACAUAAGCCUCAUUGAAGUGGGGAUGAUCUACCAUGUUUAGUAAGUUCAUUUUUAUACAUAAUAUGUAUAUGUUCUCAGUGUCAAAGAGGAAGUCAGAGAAGCAAAAGUUUUGCUGCAAUAUAUGAAAAUUUUAGCCAUUCACUACCUAUUUGGCUUAAGUCUGCCUGUACUAGUUCUUGGUGUAAUAUAAGCAGUUGUUAGAACAUGUUGUGUCAUAUCUUGUGGUAUACUACUUUCUACAGGAUGCAGUUCCAGCUGGAUCUUAUCGCUAUCAAACAUUGUGACCGACAUCAUUGCAAUUAAAUGCAAAGAUACAGCUUACCUCAUUUGUGGUAAUAGCCUAGAGGAAGUCGAUCAGUGUAGGACAUAAGCUUCCUUAAGUUGACAAUAAUUGCAUUGUCUCUCUCUAGUUGAGAUUUGUAAUGUCAUUUUUAUUUAGACUGGGAAAACAAUUAAUGUUCCCUUUAUUUUCUUUUCUUCA
This is a messenger RNA of Musa acuminata subsp. malaccensis (wild Malaysian banana), 3459 nucleotides long. NCBI's taxonomy places the organism in Eukaryota, Viridiplantae, Streptophyta, Magnoliopsida, Zingiberales, Musaceae. The record is from RefSeq and is a predicted model, not a curated record.